Messenger RNA from Penicillium paradoxum, 2751 nucleotides. Its product is annotated as alpha/beta fold hydrolase. Lineage: Eukaryota; Fungi; Ascomycota; Eurotiomycetes; Eurotiales; Aspergillaceae. Bases 1 to 2751 code for a protein of 916 amino acids. The record is from RefSeq and is a predicted model, not a curated record. The transcript is spliced from 2 exons.
AUGCAUUUGAACGAGAGCACCCCGGUUCCCGUGCAAGCCGAGUCGGCCCUGCUCAGCCGUCGUCGCCGUCGUCAAUCGAUGCCUUCACGCAACGGAAACACAGAUCCAACGUCGCCCGAAGUCAUUUCCUCUCUGAUCUCGUCCCUUUCCACCAUAUCCGUGCCUCUAAACUCGCACUUUGACACCGUCCCGAAGAUAGACACUGGCUCAGAUCCAGGACUACCUGAGGUGCCGCACACGGCGCCCGUCUACUCUGUCCCCCCUUCCGAGCAACAUGGGUUUGGAAUGAGCUACGGUGCCUAUAAACCAGCGGUUGAACCACCGGAGCCCCCAGAAAAUCCGUUCCUACACCCGGAUGAUGCUGCCUCAUCGCCUGUCAUUCGCAUGGCUAGAGCUCCCCCUUCACCAAAAGUACCCCGAUCACCACGAUUCAAGCCCUUCAAAGCCGUAGACUCCUUUUCCACCCGUCCAACAUCAAGAGAAUCUUAUACAUCCGUGAUAGCUGCCCCGGAGCCUUCAUCAUUCGGAACGAUCAGUACGGAGCCUGGUCCCCGUUUGUCAACCCCGAGCAUUGCUUCGAAUAGUUCUGCAGGGAAGACAAGAAGCCUCAAGGGUCAAUUCGGGCUAUUGAGGAAAUCCUCAUCACGGGAAUUCCCCGGCGAAAAGGAUUCGCAACACGAGCGCCUCCGAAAGAGCACCAGCUAUAACGACAAUUUACGUCACAACGUUCCGCGCAGCCGAGCAAGUCUGCGAUCGCUGCAUUCUAUGGCAGAAGUUACAGAGGAGCCUCGCCCCGCGGACGUGAAGGAGGAGCCAUAUGAAGACAAAAUGUGCAGCACUCCACCCAGCAAGGAUCACCAAUCCUACCCCAGUACCCCGGACGAUGCAAAUCCUGGCGGAAUUGGAAGCGGGAGAUUUAUUCCCACGCGUGAUUCCUCUUUGCGGCACCGCCAUAGUCAGUCCUCGAGCUCGAAAAAGCGUCGGUCUGCACAUCAUAGUCGAUACUCUUCCACAGCCAGCAAAGACUUCAACGCGGAAAAUGGCUCACCGGGAGAAAGCAACGAUGCAGAGCAGGUGACGCGUCGUAUUCAAGAGUUGAAAGACCAACAACAGAAGAUCAAGACCGAGCUGGAAGUGGGUGACAGCCCUGAAUACUCGACUAGAACAACUCCUGCGAAGCACCCGAAAGGUUCAAAAGUAUCGCGCGUGCUAGGUCACGAAGCCGACCUGGCUACCAUUCAGAACGGACCAGGCCGGGACCAGGCAUCUUUCAACGAAAGUGCUCCAUCACCAUUCGUGAUGACAGGGAAAAGUCGCACAGGGAACCGGCCAGGGGCACCGCUAGCGUCAAAACCUACGGAUUUACCGUCACAGUUGUCUAAGUUAUCUGCUGAAAACCCGGAUUCCGAGAAAGCUCGAUAUCGACAGUCCCUUGAACCAAUCCCGCCAGCCAAACAUCGCCGCACUCCCUCUGGUCAGACGUCCUAUCUGUCAAAUGGGCGUCCUUCCUAUAAUUCCGAACGACCGUCCAGUGCGGACUCGAUUGAUAUUGCUGUUGAUGACUACAUUUUUUCGCCGAAGCUAACCCAGAGAGUAAUCCACCCAACCACCGGCCGCUCCAUCGCAUUCUCUGAAGUCGGCGAUCCCAAGGGUCAUGUCGUGCUAUGCUGUGUCGGCAUGGGCCUCACUAGGUAUUUGAUGGCAUUCUAUGAUGAAUUGGCUCGAACGCUCAAUCUACGACUGGUAACAUUGGAUCGCCCUGGCGUAGGCGAGAGCGGUCCGUACCAGGGAGACGAGCCGAGCACUCCUCUGAGUUGGCCAGAUGACGUUGCAAUUGUUUGUAACCAUCUCCGGGUGACCAAAUUUUCCAUUCUUGCCCAUUCUGCCGGCGCAAUCUAUGCCCUUGCAACGGCUCUUCGAAUUCCGCAGCAUAUCCGUGGCCGCAUUCAUCUCUUAGCCCCGUGGAUUCCUCCAUCCCAGCUGUCUACCAUUGGCUCUCAAAAGGAUCCCGCGCCCGCCAACGCUGUCCCUUACGCCCAAAAGAUUCUCCGUGCUCUUCCUACAUCCUUUCUCAAAGUGGCCAAUUCGAGCUUCAUGAGUGCCACUAGUGCCAGCAUCACCACUAGUCUACCCAAGUCCCCGCGACGGACCAAGCGCAAGCCUACUAGCAAAGAAACAUCUACCGCAAAUCCUGUCCUGCCAGUACCAGCCAUAACUUCCAUGGAAACCAACUCACAGGCCCAACAGGUGGACAUAGCGCAGAAUCUGAAACCAUCCGUUUCAACGACCGGUUCGUACAGAAAGAGUGACGCGACUCUCGCAUCUCGCGCAAAAUCUCCAGAAGACGAAGUCGAACGGCAGCGGGACUACGAUACUCGUCUCACCUAUAAGAUUUGGGAACUGGCCACUACUAAUGCCAACCCAGCGGUUGAUUUACUGAUAUGCCUGGAGCGUCGCCAAUCGAUCGGGUUCCGCUAUGUGGACAUCACACGAUCCGUGGUGAUCCACCAUGGCAGCAAAGACCCCCGCGUUCCAGCAGAUAAUGUCCAGUGGCUUGGCAAAACGAUGCGCCGCUGCGAGGUUCGCAUUCUCGAAGGUGAAGGCCAUGGCCUCAUGGCAUCUGCCAGUGUCAUGGGCAGUGUUCUGACCGAAAUUGCCAAGGAAUGGGAGGACUGGACGAUUCUCGUCCAGGGCAAACGUCGAGCCACUCUUAACCAUGCCGCACGGCCGGGACUCCCGAUUAAGACCUAA